GGCCGCUGGACUGCGCCGCGAACGGAGCCGAUCCUUGUGUGUCCCACGGGAGCCUCCUCAGACCCUCAGCCCUCAGGACUGCAGUCCCGACACCGUAAGUCCAGAAGUCCAGGCUUGCCCGUCGACUCCUCUCCUUCUCGCUCUUCUCGGUCUUCUCGCUCUUCCUUCUCUCUCUCGGCCAUGGCAGACGACAUGUCUCACUCCGUGACCGUGACCCGGACCACCACCACCAGCACCACGUCGGCCAUCCUGCUCAACACGGGCUACUUCAAGACGUACCCCGGGCUGCUCAAGCUCUUCGAACUGCUGAUCGGCGCGGUCAUCAUCGGCAUCACCGCCUACUACAGCAACUAUGCGCACAACUACCCGACGUCGUCGCCAGAGGUCUUCCUCUGCAUCGUGGCCGUCACGUGUCUGGUGGGGACGGGGUGCUUACUGCUGUCGUGCAUCUUGUCCAUAUCAAGUGCCUCCAUCCUACCCAAGACCAUUUUCGAGGUCAUCUUCCAUUUUGUAGCGACCGUCUUGUACCUGGCGGCUAGCAUUAACUUCCUUGUAGAAGUUCAGCGCCGGUCGCGUUACUACGGUAGUAGUAACUACGAGGCCUACCUUGCCGCCGCCAUUCUCGGACUCAUCAACACAGUGCUGUACUUCCUCAGCACAGCAUUGGCGUACCGCAGCUACAAGGGGAAGUAAGCCGUGGGCGAGAGCAACAAGGGACUCAGGGAACAGCAGCAAACGGAAGAAGGAACUCAAAAGGCGGUAUUAAGUUUUUAAAACGACUUCCUUAUCUGCAUUACACCCUCUCACUCUAUCAUUGACAAAUAUUAUCCUUUUUAAGAAAAAAAAGGGAAACGUUUUCAAGAUUUAACCAAAAUACCGGUGCGGUGAAGCGCUGUAACGAUUAAGGCGCACAUGUAGUUUAAGUAUCUAAAACACAACAAUAGAAUUUCUAUGUCUUAGGUCACCGACUUCGUAGUAAUCUCGUUCGUGCUGUGUUUUUUUACUGCCUUCCGUUUCUAAAUAAUUCUCGUGCUUUCCAUGACAGUGACUGAUUACAUUCAUUUGUAAGGAUGCCUUCUUUCCAGUAUUGGUAUCUUUUGUUAUUUGUUUUUGCGGCGCUACUCUUAAAAGGCCAUUUUUACUAGAAAGUGUCUGUAUCCGUAUUCUGUAAGUUAAGCCUCCUGACCUACCAAGUUCUGUUACAAAGGAUAUUAGUUCCUAGGUGCUAAAAGACAGCCUUUCCGUAGUGGCCACAUCGUUGUAUCAUAUUUGUAAAUAUAAUGCUUUUCUAUUUAUUUGUGCGAGCUGUCCACCGUCCGUGUCUUACUUCAGAUAUAAGAGUUAUUUAUCGUAUCGAUUUCUUACUGUUUAAGUUGGAUGCAUCACAAAUAUUGAAAUAGUGCCGUUAUAUUGUCUAGUUAGCUUUUAAUAGACAUUUGUACAUAAUUUCUUUUAUUCAAAAUUAGUACAGUGUUCAUUUCGUUUUGAAGUGUCAGAAAAUAAAUAAAGCACCAAU
Molecule: messenger RNA, 1516 nt
Organism: Thrips palmi
Lineage: Eukaryota; Metazoa; Arthropoda; Insecta; Thysanoptera; Thripidae
Exons: 5
Coding region: 181-693 (170 amino acids)
Cellular component (GO): membrane
Source: RefSeq, a predicted model, not a curated record